Molecule: messenger RNA, 751 nt
Organism: Arachis duranensis
Lineage: Eukaryota; Viridiplantae; Streptophyta; Magnoliopsida; Fabales; Fabaceae
Product: nudix hydrolase 17, mitochondrial
Exons: 2
Coding region: 91-594 (167 amino acids)
Cellular component (GO): nucleus; cytoplasm
Molecular function (GO): pyrophosphatase activity
Source: RefSeq, a predicted model, not a curated record
UCUCUCCACCACCACCAUCGUAUAUCGCUUUCUUUAAUUUUCUUCUUAUCUAUAUACAAUUAAUAAUAAUAAUAAUAAUAAUCAAGAAAGAUGGCAGCAGUAUGCUUGUUGGUUUCUCGAUCCGGCAGACACUUGCAAAGAUACAACAACACCGGCGGCCGCCAAGUGGUUGGAUGUAUACCUUAUAGAUUCAAGGAAGAUAUGAUGAGCAAUGAAUUGGAAUUGGAGGUAUUAUUGGUGAGUUCACAGAAAGGAGAGGCGCUCAUGUUCCCGAAAGGAGGAUGGGAAAUUGAUGAAUCUUUAGAAGAAGCAGCUUCUAGAGAGUCCAUAGAAGAAGCCGGAGUGAUUGGAAGCGUUGGGAAUCAAUUGGGUCAAUGGAAUUUCGUUAGCAAAAGACAUGGCAUUUACUAUGAAGGGCACAUGUUCCCUUUGUUUGUCAAUCAACAACUUGAUAUCUGGCCUGAGAAAAAUCUAAGGAAAAGAGUUUGGAUGACAGUGCCUCAAGCUAGAGAAAUUUGUCAGCAUUGGUGGAUGAAGGAAGCUUUAGAUAUCUUGGUUAAACGACUGAGCUCACAAGAUACCAGGGAACUAUAACUCUCUAAUUUAUUUUAUUCAUUUAUUUAAUUUGUAUCCAUAUAUAGAGAGAAUUAGAGAAAUAAUUAGGGCGACAAGCAUACAGUAGAGAAAUUAAAACAUAUAGAGCGAGGUGCAAUUUUUGUGCAUAAUGCAAUAACAAUCAUCAUGUUCAUCA